AUGCAGCACUCGGCCAUGCUCGCCGCCUGCCUCCCGAACUCGGCUAAACCACGUACUCACCACCUUCCCGUAAAAUGGCUAGAUGCAGCUAUGAAACAUGACGAUAUUAACAUUGCUCUCCACUGGACUCUGGUGAUCUUGACCGAGCAAGCAUUCUUGCGCCCUGGCCACUUCCCCUGCGCCUUGCCCCCUGCCGCCGCGGAAGAAUCCAGACAGCGGUGUCGGGAGGCCGCGCUGAAGAUCGGGAAGCUCGUAGAGGCGUAUCAGCAAACCUUCACCCUCCGACGCGCGCAGUAUGGCAUAGCCUAUGCGACGUCCUGUGCCGUGGUCGUCAUGCUCCAGCACACCCGCAACGUCGACGAUGACGUGCACUGCAUCCGCUUCUUCUGGUCCGCCCUGCUGGAGUACCGGAAGGGGUGCCUGUAUGGCCUGAAGCGACCGUUGAAACUGCUGAGGUCGCUCAUGCGCCGGCUGGAGUCGGUGGUGAAUCUCCUCGAGGCAGAGGACCGGGCGGCGGACGGGGACGCGCCUACUGUGGGGUUGGACUCUGCAACAGAUGCGGUUCUGCAUUGGCCACUGGAGGCGGAAGCGUGGGAUUCUUCAAUGUUGAAUGCUCUGGCAGAUGACUUUUUCCCGGCGGACGAGUCGAUGUUUGGUAUGUUUGGGAGACAAAUGCUCACAACAGCAUGA
Messenger RNA from Aspergillus uvarum CBS 121591, 690 nucleotides. Its product is annotated as fungal specific transcription factor domain-containing protein. The transcript has 3 exons. Lineage: Eukaryota; Fungi; Ascomycota; Eurotiomycetes; Eurotiales; Aspergillaceae. The record is from RefSeq and is a predicted model, not a curated record. Bases 1 to 690 code for a protein of 229 amino acids.